GGCUCCCGGGCGGGGCCGUGAUUGCCGCUCGCUGGCUUCAGUUGGGGCGCCCGCACGGGCGACGGGGCGCACCGCCGGCGACCACAGGUGGGGCCUCGAGCCAAGAUGCCCCGCGGGGACUCGGAGCAGGUGCGCUACUGCGCGCGCUUCUCCUACCUCUGGCUCAAGUUCUCGCUCGUCAUCUAUUCCACAGUGUUCUGGCUGAUCGGUGCCCUGGUCCUGUCUGUGGGGAUCUAUGCCGAGGUCGAGCGGCAGAAGUACAAAACCCUGGAAAGCGCCUUCCUGGCCCCGGCCAUUAUCCUCAUCCUCCUGGGGGUUGUCAUGUUCAUCGUCUCCUUCAUUGGUGUGCUGGCCUCCCUCCGAGACAACCUGUGCCUUCUUCAAGCGUUUAUGUAUAUCCUGGGGAUCUGCCUCAUAAUGGAGCUCGCUGGUGGUGUGGUGGCCUUGAUCUUCCGGAACCAGACCAUUGGCUUUUUGAAUGACAACAUUCGAAGAGGAAUUGAGAACUACUAUGACGACCUGGACUUCAAAAACAUCAUGGACUUUGUUCAGAAGCAGUUCAAGUGUUGUGGUGGGGAAGACUAUCGGGAUUGGAACAAAAACCAGUAUCACAACUGCAAUGCCCCUGGGCCUCUGGCCUGCGGGGUGCCCUACACCUGCUGUGUCCGGAACAAGACAGAUGUCAUCAACACCAUGUGUGGCUACAAAACCAUCGACAAGGAGCGCCUCAGCCUGCAGAAUAUCAUCUACGUCCGGGGUUGCACCAACGCCGUUCUCAUCUGGUUCAUGGACAACUACACCAUCAUGGCGGGGCUUCUGCUGGGCAUUCUGCUCCCCCAGUUCUUGGGAGUGCUGCUGACGCUUCUGUAUAUCACCCGAGUGGAGGACAUCAUCAUGGAGCACUCUGUCACCGACGGGCUCCUGGGCCCUGGCACCCAGUCCAGCACGGAGGCAGUGGGCACAGGGUGCUGCUUGUGCUACCCUAAUUAGGGCCUUGCCUGGGACAGUGGCUCCAGCAGGAUUGUGCCAGGUGCUUGGUCUGCUCGGGCUUAACAGGGCUGCACUGUGGUACCUCUGCUCACAUGGCACUGACCAGGGCCCAGGCCGUGCAUGCCUGCAUGUGGCAUCUCGUGGCCACUGCCGUGGAGGCAACCUGAGUGCCUCCCCUAAGAAGCUGCUCUACUGCUGUGUGCUCAGGAUUCUGUGCCUGCACUGCAGGGCCUGCUUCAGGCCUGGGCCGUGGGGUGAAGGGGAGCUGAGUGUUUGACUCUGGCCCCUUUUAUUUCUGGCAGUGCCUUGGCCAUUAUGCCCCACUGGGUGGCAGUUUUGCAGUCAUUUGUGAGCCGGAAAAGAAGAGUGACUCCACAGGGCUGGAGGGACAGUGUGUAGCCCCAGUCCCCCAUUCCCUGGCCACACCCCAGGAACCUGGGUGGGCCAUUUCUCUUGUGCCUUGAGACCCCUGCAAGGGCUGCUGUUUUGCUGACCCAUUUUCUACGUGGUUUUUGUAACAUUUUGCAUUUUGUACAGAGUUAACAGGAGUUCCCAGCUACCCAAAGAUGUUUCCAUAUACACCCUUCUUGCCCUACCUGUCAGUCCUUUUAUCAAACAAUAAAGACAUGGUUUUUUCUU
Molecule: messenger RNA, 1629 nt
Organism: Cavia porcellus (domestic guinea pig)
Lineage: Eukaryota; Metazoa; Chordata; Mammalia; Rodentia; Caviidae
Gene: Tspan15
Product: tetraspanin 15
Exons: 8
Coding region: 106-990 (294 amino acids)
Cellular component (GO): plasma membrane
Source: RefSeq, a predicted model, not a curated record